AUGUCAAAGCCAACAUGUGAAUGCUGUUGCAAAUACGCCCAACAUAUGGAACACCCUGAACACGAAGGUGUUCUUUGUCCAGAUUGCAUCAAGACUGGAAAAGUGAUCGCCGCAGACUAUUAUUGCAAAUGUUACAACAAUGCAAUGAGAUUCUAUCUCCACGUUGAUACAGAUGGAAAAGUACUUGGUGCAAAGUAUCAAUUCUUUGGAUGCAAGAAGUUUGCUGUUUUGGCCGAUGUUUUGUGUGGACUUUGCAUUGGUAAGACUGUCGAACAGUUGCUUACAAUCACCAAUUUGGACAUAGAAAAGGAACUUCAAGAACCCAAGCUUCCAAAGGACAAGCUCUUUUCAACUUCAUUCUUCUACACCAUCAUCAAGCGUGCGGUUUCACAGUACACCACAAAGAAGAUCACUGACAUUGAAAGUGAAGAGAUUGUCUGUGGGUGUGGAAAUAUAUCAUUAACUACCAUCAAGAAUGCUAUCAAAGAAAAGGACUUGAAGACAGUCGAAGAGAUCACAAAGGAGACAAAGGCUGGCUCGUUCUGUGGAUCUUGCCCAAAAGCUGGUGGAAAGUACUGCAAGAAGUAUUACUUGGAAGACAUCUUAAGAGAAACACGAGCUCAAAUGGAGUGUCAGAAAUGCUGUGAAAAGAGUUGUGAAAAGACCUGCGAUCAUAUGACCUUCUUCCAAAAAGUAAUGAAAAUCAACGAAGUUUUCAAUGAAAAGAUCGGUAAAGAAGAGAAAGCUCACAUUUACGAUAUCAAAGAGAAUAGUGAGGCAGUUGCUGUGUUGAUUCAAAUUGAAGGCAAGUGUUGUGGAUGCUGUGAGGAGAGUUUGAAGAAGAGAGACGAAAUCCAAAAGGUACUCAGAGAAACUCUUUGCAAGCACAUUGAUGUCAUGGUGGUUCCAUGUUGCUGCCAAAAGUGA
Entamoeba invadens IP1 is the source of this 927-nucleotide messenger RNA. RefSeq names its product nitrogen fixation protein nifU, putative. The record is from RefSeq and is a predicted model, not a curated record. The coding region runs from base 1 to 927 and encodes 308 amino acids. The transcript has a single exon. NCBI's taxonomy places the organism in Eukaryota, Evosea, Mastigamoebida, Endamoebidae. Gene Ontology annotation, molecular function: ferrous iron binding; 2 iron, 2 sulfur cluster binding. Gene Ontology annotation, cellular component: cytoplasm. Gene Ontology annotation, biological process: iron-sulfur cluster assembly; intracellular iron ion homeostasis.